CCGUAACCUGGAUAACCCGCAGCUCCAGUGAGUGCGCAUGCGCAGUGUGGGCUCCGGGCCGGGUGUGUCGGUCCCGCCGUCUCACGGUCCUGGUUUCCGGUCAGGAUGUCGGACGCCACAGUGGCGGAUACUCGCCGGCUAAACUCCAAGCCGCAGGACCUGACAGAUGCCUACGGGCCGCCCAGCAACUUCUUGGAGAUCGACAUCUUCAACCCCCAGACGGUGGGAGUGGGACGGAACCGGUACACUGUGUACGAGGUCCGCAUGCGGACAAACCUACCAAUCUUCAAACUGAAGGAUUCAUGUGUUAGAAGGAGGUACAGCGAUUUUGAAUGGCUGAAAAAUGAGCUGGAGAGAGACAGCAAGAUUGUAGUACCUCCACUACCAGGAAAAGCUUUAAAGAGACAGCUUCCAUUCCGAGGAGACGAGGGCAUUUUCGAAGAAUCCUUCAUAGAGGAAAGACGGCAGGGCUUGGAACAGUUUAUUAACAAGAUCGCUGGACAUCCCCUUGCACAGAAUGAGCGCUGUCUGCAUAUGUUUUUGCAGGAUGAAAUCAUUGAUAGAAAUUAUGUGCCAGGCAAAGUGCGCCAAUGAGUGAUCUAGGCAUUUCCUCAGCCCUCCUUGCCCUCACAUCCCCACUGCCUGCUAAAUUACAUUUAUUUUUACACUAAGUCUCCCAUUUUACCCCAUUUCUUAGUUCCCUGGUGUCCUUAAAAAGCUCACUCUGUGUUCAAUGCCUGUCUGGGCACUCCCUCUCAGAAUGCUGCCUUUUGAGACUGCAGAUGGAAGCAUUUUAAACAAGCCUGGCUGCCAUCAAUAACCUUCCCCUGCUUGGAAUUUGGAGAGGGUGCAUCCCAAAGAUUAUUUUUGGUUUUUUUUUUUUUAGUUUUUUUGAUCAUUGGGAUGAAGGUAAUCUGACAUGCAGGUAAUUAUCGAAACUGAAUAUUCAUACUUUUACUUUUUUUAAUAUUAUCCUUCAGCUCUAGUGAACAUUAAUUUGCACUUUGGGAGAUUAUCAUGUCAUUGGUGAAAGCACUCUUUCUCCCAAGUCCAUGACUUCUGGCCCUUUACAAAUGAAAGAAUUCUUUAACUUGCUGUACCCCAGGUUUGGGUAUAACUGAGCGAGUAUGUGAUCCCUAUAUAACUAUCAAGGUAUUUAUUUAAUAUUAUGAAUUCUACUCAAAAACCUCAUAUAUUGUAUAAGCUGCACAAUAGUACAAAAUACAUAUUCUCUAAUAUGACUAACCACUGCGUUUUAAGAAUGACCUAUCCCACAGAAACCUAAAUUUGAUCUACAUCAUUCAUUUUGAAAUGCUUAAUACUGUGUGCCAAGAGUAGAAUGCCUGCAAAAGAUGACAAAUAUGUGAACGAUUGGACAUUCAAGUGAAUUUUUUUUGUGGCUGGACCUGAAGAAGAGCUUGUAUUGGUUAUGUCACUGUAAAAGGAGAAGAGAGGCCUCACCAUUUGAAAUUAUGUUCAAGCUUCAGAGACAUUGUUUUUCUUCAUUUGGAGAUCUAGAAGAUGAUGUUCAAUGCCUGUAUAACACCAUAGCCUCCUGAUAUCCAUGGGCAGGGGAUGGUGGUAAUGCUUAAAUGAAGGGGUCGGUUAUUUUUGCUGAACUUCUAGUAGGUUUGGCUUUAAAGUUGCUUCUAAUAAGCACUUGAUAUAAUGAAAAACCUGUUUAGUUAGCUCUAGAUGAGAUUGGGAAAUUAUAUUUGUCUUUGAUCAGCUUAGGAUGCAGCAAGUUAUUGAUCAACUCAGUAUGGGAGUCAGGGGGAAUCAUGGCUCACUAGACAGGGCACUGUCUCAAGUGCACAGAAACGUUUUAUCACUUUAUAUAUAUAUAUAUAUAUAUAUAUAUUAUUUUUUUUUUAUAUAUAUAUAUAUUUUGGGGGGCCCGGGGAUCUGAAUGUCUUUGCUGCCUGUGUCCUUGUGCUGGAGACCAUGUCUGUGUAUAUAAAUAUCUAUAUCUGA
This is a messenger RNA of Pelobates fuscus (common spadefoot toad), 1974 nucleotides long. It is a transcript of the gene SNX12, whose product is annotated as sorting nexin 12. Gene Ontology annotation, molecular function: phosphatidylinositol-3-phosphate binding. Lineage: Eukaryota; Metazoa; Chordata; Amphibia; Anura; Pelobatidae. Gene Ontology annotation, cellular component: early endosome membrane; retromer complex. The transcript is spliced from 4 exons. The record is from RefSeq and is a predicted model, not a curated record. Bases 106 to 594 code for a protein of 162 amino acids. Gene Ontology annotation, biological process: endocytic recycling; late endosome to Golgi transport.